Phyllostomus hastatus (greater spear-nosed bat) is the source of this 1836-nucleotide messenger RNA. It is a transcript of the gene NAGA, whose product is annotated as alpha-N-acetylgalactosaminidase. Gene Ontology annotation, biological process: glycoside catabolic process; oligosaccharide metabolic process; glycosylceramide catabolic process. The transcript is spliced from 10 exons. The record is from RefSeq and is a predicted model, not a curated record. Gene Ontology annotation, cellular component: cytoplasm. NCBI's taxonomy places the organism in Eukaryota, Metazoa, Chordata, Mammalia, Chiroptera, Phyllostomidae. Gene Ontology annotation, molecular function: alpha-galactosidase activity. Bases 216 to 1451 code for a protein of 411 amino acids.
GGGGAUUCUGAUAGGUUCGAACGGGAAAGGUUGACUGCCGUCAGGCCCGCCCCCCUGGAACGCAGCGGGAGAAUGUGGUGAUCGCAGCGGUUCGCGGCUCGGGAAGCUGAAGCAGCGGCGGGUCGGAGGGGGUCGGCAGCUUCCAACACCCGGCACGUAAAGCUGGUGCAAGCAGAGCAGAGCUGGUCAGGUCCCGAGACGCUGAGUCCGGAGCAAUGUUGUGGAAGACAGUGCUCUUGCUGGCCCUGGCGGACCAGGUGCUGGCGCUGGAGAAUGGGCUCCUGCGGACGCCGCCCAUGGGCUGGCUGGCCUGGGAACGCUUCCGCUGCAACAUUGACUGUGAUGCGGACCCGAAGAACUGCAUCAGUGAGCGGCUCUUCAUGGAGAUGGCCGACCGGCUGGCAGAGGACGGGUGGCGGGACCUGGGCUACACGUACCUCAACAUCGACGACUGCUGGAUCGGCGGGCGUGACGCCAACGGCUACCUGGUGCCCGACCCCAAGCGCUUCCCCAACGGCAUCGCCUUCCUCGCUGACUAUGCUCACUCCCUGGGCCUGCAGCUGGGCAUCUAUGAGGACCUGGGCAACUUCACCUGCAUGGGUUACCCAGGUACCACGCUAGACAAGGUGCUUCAGGAUGCUCAAACUUUUGCCAAGUGGAAGGUGGACAUGCUGAAGCUGGACGGCUGCUUCUCGACCCCAGAGGAACACGCCAAAGGGUACCCCAUGAUGGCUGCGGCCCUGAAUGCCACGGGCCGCCCCAUCGCCUUCUCCUGCAGCUGGCCGGCCUACGAAGGGGGCCUCCCCCCCCAGGUGAACUACAGCCUGCUGGCCGACAUCUGCAACCUCUGGCGCAACUACGACGACAUCCAGGACUCCUGGAGUAGCGUGCUGUCCAUCCUGGACUGGUUUUCGGACAAUCAGGACAUCCUGCAGCCGGUGGCGGGCCCUGGGCACUGGAACGACCCGGACAUGCUGCUCGUCGGGAACUUCGGCCUCAGCUUCGAGCAGGCCCGGGCCCAGAUGGCCCUGUGGACAGUGCUGGCAGCUCCCCUCUUCAUGUCCACAGACCUGCGCACCAUCUCUGCCCAGAGCGUGGACAUUCUGCAGAAUCCGCUCAUGAUCAAAAUCAAUCAGGAUCCCCUAGGCAUCCAGGGACGCAGGAUUCUCAAGAACAAGUCCUCCAUCGAGGUGUUCCUGCGGCCCCUGGCCAGGGACGCCUACGCCAUAGUCUUCUUCAGCCGCAGGGCGGACAUGCCGUACCGCUUCCGCUCCUCCCUGGCCCAACUCAGCUUCAGCGGCUCCGGCGUGUAUGAGGCCCAGGACGUCUACACCGGUGCCGUCAUCAGCGGCCUCCAGGCCGAGACCAAUUUCACAGUGAUCAUCAACCCCUCAGGGGUGGUGAUGUGGUACCUGUACCCUACUGGGAAGCCGGAGGGACCGCAGCUGUGAGGCGCUGAGACGCGUGACAGGCUGCAGCAGCAGCACCGACCCCAGCCCGCGGAGCCCCGGCUUGCUGAGGGCCGGCGGGCGGGCGGGGUUUCCUGCUGCCCGGGCCCGCCCUGGAAGCGGCCCAUCAGACCCAACGCGCAGUCUCAGGGCCAGGCUCCGCCUGCUGCCCGAGCUCGAACUCCCCUGGAGACCUGCCGCGGGCACUUUCCUGGGGCCGUCCUGCCCUCUGACCUCACCCGCACAGCCACACAGACGUGGCCGAACAGCGAGGCCGGCCUCCUGAGCCCCCGGGGUCCUUGUACCCAUCAGGACUCCAGCCUCUGACCUUUCACGGACUCUGAAAUCAAGAUUUGGAAUUUUUCUUAAAAUCUGAGUGGAGAUCUGA